AUGGCAGCGGCUUCAAAAGAAGUUCCAUUAUCACCAUUAGGUAAUGCUGUCGCAGGAGCUUUAGGUGCUUUAUUCGCGUUGUCCAUAACUUAUCCGCUGGACAUUAUAAAAACUCGACUUCAAGUACAAUCAAAAAGUACACAUGCCUCUGAAUACUACGAGUCAACAAUAGAUGCGAUUGUUAAAAUAUUUAAAUCCGAAGGAAUACUUGGUCUUUAUACGGGAUUGCCUUCCGGUCUUAUCGGAGUAGCCUCAACAAACUUUGCAUAUUUUUAUUGGUACUCUUUCAUUCGUACUCGCUAUCAACAAGCACGUUCUACGACGUCUUUAUCUACUGCUGAAGAGCUCACACUCGGUGCCCUUGCAGGUGCACUCGCUCAAAUUUUUACAAUUCCUGUGUCUGUUGUAACUACACGACAACAAACUUCGACUAUCAAUGAACGUAAAAGCCUUACUAAUACUGCAAAAGAAAUUGUUUCUGAAGAUGGAGUCACUGGAUUAUGGAAAGGAUUGGGUCCAUCAUUGGUAUUAUGUGCCAACCCUGCUAUAACCUAUGGUGCUUUUGAGAGAUUCAAAGAUAUAAUGCUAAAGAAAAACUAUAACCUUACACCUGGUCUAAUCUUUUGGUUGGGUGCCCUCAGUAAAACUAUUGCUACUGUGGUUACUUACCCGUACAUUAUGGCAAAAGUAAGGUUACAAUGGAAACCGCCAAAAGAACAGACAGAGGACGAAAAAGAUAAACAAAUUCUUGAUGAUUAUAAUGAUGAUCAAAUCAGAAAAACUGGUACUAGAACGUUUAAUAAUUCGAGGAAACCUUACAAUAAUAAAAAUAAAACUGCAAUUGGUGUACUGAUAAGCGUUCUAAAAUCUGAUGGGUUCUUCGGAUGGUACACGGGAAUGCAAGCUCAGAUUUUAAAAGCUGUGCUUUCUCAAGCGAUACUUUUCUAUGCUAAAGAAUAUACUACUCGAUAUACUAUUCUUCUAUUCGCACUUAUUAGCCGUUUGGGAAGUAAUCGCAAACUCAUAGUUAAGUCUACAUAA
Messenger RNA from Dentiscutata erythropus, 1041 nucleotides. Lineage: Eukaryota; Fungi; Glomeromycota; Glomeromycetes; Diversisporales; Gigasporaceae. The record is from the annotation of a GenBank genome assembly.